Messenger RNA from Caenorhabditis bovis, 873 nucleotides. NCBI's taxonomy places the organism in Eukaryota, Metazoa, Nematoda, Chromadorea, Rhabditida, Rhabditidae. The record is from the annotation of a GenBank genome assembly.
AUGUUAGGCCAACUUUUUUUAUUAGUAAUCCUGGCGAUAUCGGUCGAUCAAGUUCGCGGACAAACUAUUACAAAGGCGAUCAUUGAUUUCUGUGAUCCAUCGGAUCACUUGUCAUGUGGUCCGGGAGGAAAAUGUGUGGAGCUUGGAUUAGGAAACCGAUGCGAGUGCCCUCAUGGGUUGAUGGGCAGAAAGUGCAAGCGACCAUGCCAAGACGUGUACAAGAGUUGCAAGCGAUGGAAAUCGGAAGAUCGAUGCAGUUGGACGCGUCCAAUCUCGCCGUUCUUUGCCGAUAAUUGUGCACUCUCCUGCGGACAGUGUAGAUCAAGUGGACGAGAACUCGCACUUGCUCUGCCACCAAUUCUUGACAAUAUCGCUUGGUUUGUGGGUCGCUGGGAAUCACGAACAAGCGCUUCGCACCGAUUCCCUGAGCCAAUGAGCGGUCCCUAUUCGGAAAUUCUCGACGUCCAAAUAUCGGAAGUGCCAGCGUUUGAUCGGCCGCCCGUCAACAUCUCAAUUCGCGCCGAGACGUUUGACGGCCGCGACGUUCACACCGAAUUCGGGUUCCUCACGUCGAAGCCGUUUCACGAGGACACCGGAUUCGUCGAGGUCGACAAACCCGAAACCGGCGAUGAUUUGGUGUCGAUUGAGCUCGUCACCAAUACAGGAAUGAUGCUUAUUGAGGAGGGUACUGUACGCGGAAACCAAAUUCGCCUCGAGACAAAAUACAAGAAAACGAUGCCAGGGAUCUCGCGACCGGAAAUUGUCAAAUCGAAACGAAUGUUCAAACUCGUCAAUCCGAACACAAUUGAGGAGCGUGUGAUUACUGUCGAUGGACGAGGAGCCACAACGAAAUGGCUCAAAAGGUUCGACUAA